UCUCCGUAUUUCUCAUUUCCCCUUUUUCUUCUAAUUUGAUAUUUACAUGAAUGUUUUCAAGAUUGUUCUGAUUAGCUGUUUGUUUAUUUAUUUAUUGGAGAUUGAUGCAUUGCUGAUUGAUCUAGGGUUUUUUUUUUAAUUGGCCUAUGUUUUUUUCGGUUGAGAUUGUUGUUUGAUUUGUGAAUUAGGAUGCGAAUGAGCCUCGUGGUGGUGAAUUUGGAAAUGUUCUACAUUAUUGUAUUUUGUUUCUCAUGCAUUUCGUGAUCCUACAAUUGUGUGAUUGUAAAUGGAUGAUUUCAUGAAUGGGCUUUUGUUCAUAAUUGAUGCCAGUUUACUUUUUUGUUUCCGUUUAUAUUGACAGUGUUCAUUGCAUAGAUCGAUUACAGGUAAUGGAAGGGAGAAGAGCGUUUGUCGUGGGAUUCGGUUAGCUACGAAACGAAUGCUAGGUGAUCCUGUAGGUCAUAUUGUUGCCAUGGCUGCUGGAAUUUCUUCUCCGAGGAAGAUAAAGAUCAAUGGAUUUAUGAAUGUCUUGUCAUCCGCUUCAUGUGAAUGGUUCUUGAUGUUCUUGCUGUAUGUUGAUGCAGCAUUUUGGUAUCUGCUCCUAAAAUUCGCGCGCUAUUGUGAACUGGAAACGCCUUGCCUGUUAUGCUCGAGGCUUGAUCAUGGUUUGGAAAAAAAGAAACAUGCAUUGUGUUGGAGCUUAUUGUGCAGUGAGCACAGAGAAGAAAUAUCUUCACUGGUGUCUUGUUCUGUCCAUUCUAGAUUUGCUACUGUUCAUAGCAUGUGUGAAGAGUAUCUCACAUCGAUUGCUAUGCAGAAAAAAUCGAGUUCCCCUGAGUACAUGACCUGUUCCUGCUGCAGCAUCAUGGUGAAGUCUAAAUCUUACACUGGAGGAUUGCUACAACUUGACCCCCUUGGUUUUGGGGCUUCAAGGGAAAACAUUAUGCUGCCUCAGCCUCAUACACCAAGUUCGAGUAAUUUCAGUCAUAGUGAUAGCCUAAAGAGGAUUAGAGAAAAGUACGCAGGCACGGUGGUGACAGAUCAACCAGCUCAAGGAAAUAGUGUUGAUGCUGACACAAGGUCUACUACUGUAGCCUAUACGGAGCUAAAAUUGUCCUCUGAUUCCGAGUCUGAAUUUGCACAUUCAGAAGAUGAUGAUGAUGAUGAUGAUGUUAACACGGAUAUGGAAAAAAGCCUGCACGAACCACCAUCUGAUAGCGAUGCUCUAAAGAGCCGGAAGGGUCAAGGUUUUGAUGUGAAAUAUAUAGCUCUUGAUCCACCUAGUAUGAUUAAAACAAGCGAGCACAAGAAUGAGGACACUUUGUCAUGUAAUGCCAAUACAGAGCAUUUUGCGGAUCUUGAUCAGGAAGAAGUGUCUUAUUAUAAACGCAGUUCAUCUUUAACACAGAAGCAAUUUUCUUUAGGUGACAGUUUCUCACCACGCGAUGGUGGUGUUGGUCAUUUUACAGAGACAUCUGAAUCCAGCGUUUCUCUCCCUCACAUGCCAACCAUCUGUGUACCAUCUUUAGGUGACAGUUUCUCACCACGCGAUGGUGGUGUUGGUCAUUUUACAGAGACAUCUGAAUCCAGCGUUUCUCUCCCUCACAUGCCAACCAUCUGUGUACCAUCUGAGGUUAUUUCUGUAUGCAGUGUUCCUCCAUUGUCCAAUGACACAACACCAGAAAAAGCAGAAGACACUGGGGAAAGCAGUGAGAAUGAAGAACUAUCUGAUGCGAGUCACGCAGAAGCUACUGUAAGGACUAAUUCAGAUGAUACUCGUCUGUCAAAGAAAAACGAUACACAUCAUAUUGAUGCUUCAAUUCGUGGUGAUGAAACUCUACAACAAUUAUCUAGGAGUGCUUUUGAACCAACUGAUACCUGUGAUUAUGCUAAAAUUGAAGAUGCAGCUGCAGUAUCCACUUCUGAUGUGGGCUUAUUAGAAGAAGAACCCAGUCAUAGAGUCCAUCAUAAACGUGAUGAAUUUAGAGUAACAGAAGGUCCUUGUUCUAAGGCACUUCCAUUUCCAGCCUCAUCAGAAACUGAGGACUCCUCGUAUAUAUCUGUGGAUGAAAUCACUGUGAACGACAUUGAAGGUGAAAGUGGUGUUAAUCAACUACAACGACAGAUUGAGCAUGAUCACAUCUGCCUGAAUUCUUUGUAUAAGGAAUUGGACGAAGAAAGAAAUGCUGCUGCUAUUGCAGCAGAAGAAGCAAUGGCCAUGAUUACAAGAUUACAGGAGGAGAAAGCAUCAUUACGUAUGGAGGCACUAAAUUACCUAAGGAUGAUGGAGGAGCAAGCAACAUAUGAUGCGCAGGCAUUGGAAACGGCUAAUGAUCUUCUUGCUCAAAGGGAGAAGGAAUUGCAGGACUUGGAAUAUGAGUUAGAAUCUUACAGAAAUAAUUUCCUUGAUGACCCAGAUGAAGAUGAUAUAGAAGAGACCUCGGAUCUGGAUACUCAAACUGCAGCCAAUACAGAAACAAGUCUAGGGGCUUCUAGUAAUUCCUAAUCUGACAAAAUCUUUGAAGAUGAUAUAUAUGUAUACUCUGGGAAUGUUUGAAGGAAGUUGGAGGAGCUCCAUCAAGCUCAUUUUAGUUGAAACUUAAAUGAAAUGCCUCAUGGCCCAAGUUCUAGAAAUAUUAAGUAGAGGCUACCAAUCCCAAUCACAACCAACAAGCACAAUUUAUAUCAUUAGAAUGAAGAGAAUACCUCUGUUGUGCAAAAAGUUAUUCUGAAUCUUCUACUAGAAAAUUGCACAAAAAAAUCACGCCGAUGGUAAUGACCAACCAGCUAGAUCUACAUCUGUCGAUAACAAUUUAUGCCAGAAAGUUUUCCACACAAAUGACUGGAAGGGAUUUGCAGCAUCUGUCAAAAUGGAUAUGAUCAAGAUGUUCUGAUGGGUAAGUGUCUUCCUAACGAUGGAUGUGAUUACAAGAAGCUUCAAAGGGAUCUACUUGAACCUCCACUUAAUCUUCCCCAGAAGAUCGAAUCACGCUUUAGGGGUGGAACAUGUAUAGUCAAUGUAAUCUUCAUUUUUUUUUUCUUUUAGUUGGAGAUUCGACUGCAAGGUACUCGUUCUCCUUUUAAUUUUUUACAGUUUCAGGUUGAUUCUAUACUUUUGACAAACUUGUAGCACGUAGCUGAUCAUGUAAACUGUGGAUACAAGCUUGCAAGUCCGUUCACCUUAGUGCAUAAUGUAGAUUGCUUACCUUAAGUAUCA
This is a messenger RNA of Salvia splendens (bonfire salvia), 3217 nucleotides long. RefSeq names its product probable myosin-binding protein 4. NCBI's taxonomy places the organism in Eukaryota, Viridiplantae, Streptophyta, Magnoliopsida, Lamiales, Lamiaceae. The transcript is spliced from 3 exons. The record is from RefSeq and is a predicted model, not a curated record. Gene Ontology annotation, molecular function: myosin binding. The coding region runs from base 440 to 2506 and encodes 688 amino acids.